This is a messenger RNA of Tarenaya hassleriana, 743 nucleotides long. Its product is annotated as protein GrpE-like. Gene Ontology annotation, molecular function: protein-folding chaperone binding; protein homodimerization activity; adenyl-nucleotide exchange factor activity. Gene Ontology annotation, cellular component: PAM complex, Tim23 associated import motor. The transcript has 4 exons. NCBI's taxonomy places the organism in Eukaryota, Viridiplantae, Streptophyta, Magnoliopsida, Brassicales, Cleomaceae. The annotation marks the transcript as partial. Gene Ontology annotation, biological process: protein import into mitochondrial matrix; protein folding. The record is from RefSeq and is a predicted model, not a curated record.
AGUAGGAUUUGGUCAUUGAAUUUUGCUUGCCCGGCUUACGAUUUCCCGUUGCAGCUUGUUCCAGCUCAGGUGUCCCUUUUCGAUCACCUCACUGCUAAUUCCUCUGCCUUUCAAAGAUUUGGUUUUUCUUCCUCUGCAUCACCCGAACCCAAUGAGAAAGAGAAUAAUAACACCGAGGCAUCGAACUCCAGUGAAGGUGCUGUUGAUAAAGAUUCCGAGACAGGGAAAGCUACAACCGAGACAGAAGAAUCAGAUUCAGAGACCGACGCUGAUGAUUUGUCGAGGGAUGAUUUGGUGAAACUCGUGGCUGAGAAGGAGGAGCUUCUAAAGACCAAGCACCAAGAGCUUGGACAGAUGAAAGACAAAGUUCUUCGCACUUACGCAGAGAUGGAAAAUGUCAUGGACAGGACAAGACGGGAAGCCGAAAACUCCAAAAAGUAUGCUAUACAGAAUUUCGCAAAGAGUCUUUUGGAUGUGGCAGAUAAUCUUGGAAGAGCUUCUUCGGUUGUCAAAGAUAGUUUCUCAAAGAUUGACACUUCGAAAGAUUCGGCUGGGGCUGCUCCGCUGUUAAAAACCCUUCUAGAAGGGGUGGAGAUGACUGAGAAACAGCUAGCCGAGGUAUUCAAGAAAUUUGGUCUGGAGAAGUAUGAUCCUUUGAACGAGCCAUUUGAUCCGAACAGGCAUAACGCCGUGUUCCAAGUCCCGGAUGCCUCGAAGCCUGAAGGCAUAGUUGGGUCAUUCCA